CUUUCUAUGAUAUACCUCAUAAAAGCCGGGGCGAUCGUACCUGAGCCCAAACCCAUCAAGAAAGCAACCCAAGAAACUUCCAACCCACCCCGCAACCCCACUAACCUCACCCCAACAGGCAAAAAGCGCUUUGAACUCGCCUGCUACAAGAACAAACUCCUUGAAUACCGCUCCGGUGCCGAAAAAGACCUCGACAAUGUCCUCCAAGUCCCCACGAUCUUCCUCUCCGUUUCCAAAGCCCAAACCGCCCCCUCAGCCGAAUUAACAAAGGCCUUCGGCGCCGACACCCCGGCCGACGAGAUCCGUCAAGAAAUUCUACGAAAGGGCGAAGUGCAAGUUGGCGAACGCGAACGGAAAGAAAUUAUCGAGCGAGUGGAGAAGGAAGUGUUGGAUAUUGUAUCGGGACGGCUCGUCGACCCUACGACAAAGCGGGUCUACACACCGGGAAUGAUCUCUAAAGCUUUGGACCAGCUGAGCUCGGCUAGUGGACAACAGCAGUCGCAGGGUCAGCCUGCUAAUGGGGAGGCAAAUGGGGGAGAGGUCGACCCGGCUCAGCCUCGGAAACCUCUGUGGACGGGUGUUACGGCCAAUAAGUCAGCGAAGAGUCAAGCGCUUGAUGCUAUGAAGGCGCUUAUUGCGUGGCAGCCUAUUCCUGUGAUGCGGGCGCGGAUGCGUCUUCGUGUUACUUGUCCUGUGUCGCUGUUGAAGCAGAGUGUCAAGGGUGGUGCGGCUGCUGGUGGUGCUGGGGCUGGUGGUAAAGAGAAGGAGGCGCCGUCAAAGGGAGGCUCCAAGGGCAACAAGAAGGGCGGAAAGGGAUCCAAGAAGUCGCGUCAGCAGGAAUCGGAUGACGAGGCUGGUGGAUCUGAUGCAGAGGCCGGGCCAGCCAAGGGCCCGAGCAAUGUCAAGGACAAGAUCCUGAGCUACAUCGAGUCAAUCGAGGCCCAGGAGGUCGUCGGCGGGGACGAGUGGGAGAUCAUUGGCUUCGCAGAGCCAGGGGCUUUUAAGGGUUUGAAUGAAUUCGUGGGCAACGAGACACGGGGCCGAGGACGUGUGGAGGUCCUGGACAUGACGGUGACCCAUGACGAGUAAGCCGACGACAGCCUUGCUUCCAGGGAUCGGACGGAUUCAUGUACAGCCUGAUAUGAUUGAUGACUAGGAAGGAUACCAUAGAUAUGAACCAAUGCAAGACCAUUCCGGUGACAA
Molecule: messenger RNA, 1203 nt
Organism: Aspergillus sclerotioniger CBS 115572
Lineage: Eukaryota; Fungi; Ascomycota; Eurotiomycetes; Eurotiales; Aspergillaceae
Product: guanine nucleotide exchange factor SDO1
Exons: 1
Coding region: 7-1089 (360 amino acids)
Biological process (GO): ribosome biogenesis
Source: RefSeq, a predicted model, not a curated record